AUGUUCAACGACGAUAUAAAAAAUAUUUAUAUAAAAAAUCACAUCAAGAAAAUAUAUAUUGUAAAAAGACACAAUGAAAAUAUCAAUACCGAAGAAAAGAAGAGUAGCAUUCUUUACAAAAAAUUUGAUGAUUUUAUAUCUAUCCUAGUAAACAUAAGAAAACAUGACAAUCUUUUAAAAAAAAUAAAAGCCAAUAUAAAUGAUUCAGAAUCUUCUAAAAUAUUAUUGGAUUAUCUAGAUUUUUAUGUCAAAAACUUCGGUUAUAAAUUCCAUUCCUUUAUUAUAGAAUAUAAAAAUGAUUCUUCAAAUGGUGACAUAAAUAAUUGUUAUGCUACAAGUAAAUUAUGUAAAAAUGACAUUGAAAGAAUUAUAAAAAAUUCGUAUUCUCGAGUUUUGUAUAAAUAUGAUGGCAUAAAAUAUUUAUUGCAUUAUAUAAAAAAGCAUACAUUAUCAUUCGAAAAUGUUAACCCUCAUUUUAUGAAAUUAUUAAGCAAAUAUUUGUAUGUUUCAUUAAAUCCAUUGAACUUGCUUAUUUUUGUAUAUUUAAAGAUUUAUAAAAAUGGAACUAAAAAUAGUAUGGAAUUUCCAGAAGACAAUGCGAAACAACAUAAUGACACAGUCAUAAUUCAAGAGAAUAAUACAAAUAGGAGUGAUUCAUUAGUUGAAAAAAAAGAUAUACAUCAAAUAAAUAAUAAUUUAAACGGAACGAACAAUUAUAUCGAAGAUAGUGAGUUUUUUUGUAACGAGUUAUUUUCCUACAUGUGUUCAUAUGGAGAAUACAUUAUAAAACGUACAAUAAUAAGUUGCUACAAUGAAAUAUAUAAUAAUCAUAAACAUGUAAGAGGGAAAUUAAAAGUAUAUAAAUGGACAAAAAAUUAUAUUGAAAAUUAUAUAAUAGGUAAAUUAUGUUCACAUUAUUAUUUUCUAAAUGGUCAAGUGAAUAACGGUAUUAAUAAAUAUAUUUAUAAUGCAUAUGCAAAUAAUUUAAAUGAAUAUAUUAAGAAGUAUAAAAUAUUUACAGAAUUUAGUAGUGGUUUUAAAAAUAUUAAUAUGUCAAAUAGAAAGUUUUCAUAUAUAUAUGAAUUAAUUUUAUUUUUAUAUUUUUCAAAAAAAUGCUUAUAUCAUUUAAAUGAUAAUAUUAAUUUUGUCUAUCAACUAUCUCUUUAUGUUUUAUAUAAAUCUAUAAAAAUGAUUAUUACGUAUUUAUAUUUUAAUUUGCCAGAAUAUAUGUGUCAUUAUUUUUUGAAUAUCUAUAUAAUGUUUUUUAAAAAAAAAAGGGGAAAUAUGUCAUAUAUAAUGAAAAAGAUGAAAAAAAAUUACAGAAACAUUAUGAUCCAUGUUAAUAAGCAAAAUAAGUCAUAUAUCAGAGCAAAACUGUGUAAUUCAUUCAUAAAGAGCCGAACAAGCAAUGGUAAUAUUGCCACCAACUUUAGCAAUACCGAUGGUGGAAAUAAUAAUGAUGAAGAGAAUGGAAAAAAGGAAAUAAACGGAAGCACGAACAUAAAAAUAUUGGAAAUUAUCAAAACUAAACUCCAAAGGUCUGAAAAUAAAAGAAUAAAAAAAGCAUUAAGUCUUACAUAUUUUGAUAUAAAUAGUUAUGAUAAAAGAAAAGACAAAAUAGAGGGAUAUCAAUUAAACAAAUUUUUAAAGUUUCAUUCACAUGGAUCUAUUAUACAACUGAAAUAUAACAAUGAAGAGCGACUUCGAAAAAAAGAGAGAGAAAAGAAAAAAAAUAUGCCCCAAAAAAAUGAACAAGAAGAAAAUAAAAUUAUCACAGAAAUUGACAAAUUAGACAUCAAAACAAAAAAUCAAAUAAAUGGAUUGAUAUAUCCAAAUAAGUUUGAAAUUAUAAAAAGAUAUUCAUUAUUAUAUAAUAUGUAUUACAAAAGAAAUUAUGGCACAAUUAAUAAUCCGCUAAAAAAUAUUUCUUUAAAUGUAAAUACUAUACACAAAGGAGAGAAGGAAAAAAAAAAUGAGAAUACAAAAAGUAAAGCUGAAAAUAAGAACAAAAACACAAAUGAUUUAGCAAAUGAUAAAGGUGGUGUAUACAAAAAUAAAAGUAAUAUAAUUUAUAACAAGAAAAAUAUUCGUAGUCCAAAAGUAGCAAAUACAGUUUUUAAAUCGAUAUUUGGAAACAUUUUUAAGCAAAAUGAACAUUUUAUAUGUAAUAUAAAUAUGGGUAAUAUAUCCCAUGAGAAUGGUCAAAAUAAAUUAGAUACUUGUGUAGAUGAAAAUCAAAAAAAUAAUAAAAACGAAGAUACACAAAAAUUACAAAAACAUAUUGAUGGUCCCGUUAAUACCGAUUUAAAUGAUUCCGAAAUUAUUUUAAAUGAAAAAGAAAACAUGGAUAUUUCUUUUCCAAAUGAUGUAAUCCAAUCUAAUGAUAAAUUAGACGAAACCCAACUAAAAGACCAAAUUGAUAAUGAAAAUGUCGUAAUAAAUGAGAACCAUAACGAAGAAAAAGAAAAUGAAUUGGAAAACCAAGCAAUAAAAAAGGAUCGUGUGGGGGAUGAACUGAAAAAAGAAGAUCUUUCACUUGAUGUCCCUACAAAAUUGGAUGCGAUAAAAUAUGAAAUAAUAAACGAUGAUGAAGAUGAUGUGAUUUUAAUCGACGAUGUUGUGAAAGAUGAUCCAAUAAAGACACAAGUAAAUACGACAUGCCUUAAUAACAAUGAAAAUAUUAUAAAUGAUAAUAAUUGCGAAAAAGAGAUUGAAAAAGAUACACAAAAAGAAAGUAGUGAUCAUAUUGUAAAUGCAAAUAAUAAAGAAAAACAUUUUAAAACUGUUUCAAAGAAAAAUAUAUAUUACGUUAGUGAAACCAGUAGUUCUGAUGACUCGACAGAUGAUGAAGACUAUGUUAUUGGGCAGAAUCGAUCAAAAAAAAAAAAAAACAAACGCAAAAAAAAAAAUAAAAAAAAUGGAUCUAAAUCAGCCCAAAAGGGGAAAAAUAAAUCAUCUGAAUUCGAAAAAGGAAAGGAAAAGGAAGAUGAAACAAACCACAGAAGAAGCAAAAGAUUAAUGAACACCUCAAAAUGUGCCUAUUAUAUUUCUUAUACUUCAAAAGAAUCGAAGCUAAGUAAUUCUAAUAGAAGUUCAAAAAUGGGGGAAUCGACAAUAAAAGUACGCGAAAAAAAAGAGAAGGACGUUAAAGAAACAGACAAGUAUGUGAAGAAAACAAACGAAUUAAAAGAAUCGAAUGAAAAUGAUCAGGAAUUAAAAGAGAAAGAAAAAAUCGUUAAUACCGAAAAACUGAGUGAAAACAAAUUUGAAACUAGUAAUAAAAGUAGUGAUAUAAAUGAUGAAGAAAAUAAUAAAGAUGAUGAAAGAAAAAAUAUAAUAGAAUUUAACUGUAUUUUUAGCCAUGAUAAUAAUGAUAUAGAAAGCAGUAAUAAAAAUAUUAUGGAUAGUACAAAUAUAGAAGAAGAUAAUGAUGAGAAAGGUGAAACAAAAGACACUGAAAAAAACACGAAGGAAAAUAUUGAUGGGGAUGAAAAAAAUAAAAAUUCCCUUAAAAUAAAAAAUAGCAAAAACUUAAUAUUCGAUUUGUCGCUUAGUGAUAGCGAACACGAUAUUCUAUUGGUAGAUACAAGAAGUAAUAAAAAGAAGGAUCAAAAUUUUUACGAAAUAAAAGAAACAAAUAUUUCAAUAUCAGAUGAUGAAAAUGUUAAUAACAAUAAAAAUUCUCCAGUAAAAGUAAACGAUUAUUUAGUCGUUAAUAAAAAUAAUAUUAAAAUUUGUAAUGAUGAUAAUGAUAUAGAUAUGAAAAGACGAAAGACAGAAUAUAUACGAUUACAAGGUGACUAUGAUAUAAUAAAUGAAAAAAAUAUAGAAAUAUAUAGAGAAAGUAAAGAACAAGAAAACCCAUUUUUAGAUACAUGUGAAGCAUAUAUAAAUGAAAAAGUAGAAGAUAAUAAAAAAAUAGAAGUACAAACUGAUGUAAAAUUGAUUGUUAUAUAUUUAUUUAAUCAUUUUAUUGUAGGAGCUAUUAAUUUAAUCAAUCCAUAUAAUAUUGCUGAAAAGGAAAGAUAUAAUUAUUUUACGCAAAUUCAAUCAAAUAUUAAUGAUAUAAAUCAUACACAAAUAUACAAAUACAAUUAUAAUAGUAAUCAUAGUAGUAAUACAAUUUUUACAAAUUUUGAAAUCCAAGGGACUUUAAAAAAAAAUACAGAAAUACAUUUAUUAAGUAUAAAAAAUGAAAAACGAGUACUAACUAUUUUAACAAAACAUGGUAAAGGCAUAAAUGGUUGUAUAUAUAAAUGUUUAGUGAAUGGGAAGUUAAUGGCUUGUAAAAUUCAAAAAAAAUUAUAUCUAGCCAAAAAAGAAAUAUAUUUUUCUUAUAUAUUAAAAACAAGACGAUCUAAUAAACUAAUGAAAUAUGCAAAGCAAAAUACUUUAAUUCGGCACAAUAAAAAUGAUGGAAAUAAAAAUAUUUUUUAUGAAGUUCUUAAAGAGCACGAAAUUAGAUAUAUAUUUCCUGACGAAUUGCAUUAUAAAGUAGUUGAUAUUCAAAAAGGAAAUAGUAAGUAUACAAAACUUUUACAAUCUUAUUACAGAACUAAUAAUAACGAAGUUAAUGAUAUUGAAGUUGGAAAUUCUCUGUUACUUAUGAAUACAUUCAAAAAUGUGAAAACAGUAAACGAUAUUAUAAAUUAUUUUAUAAAAAAAAAUUAUAAUGCUAUAAAUGAAGAAUUUAUUUUAUUUAUUGUAUAUCAAAUGGUAGUUGCUGUGUUGCAAUUGCAUCUAUUAGAUGUUGUACAUGGAGACAUUAAAAUCGAUAAUAUUUUAGUAUCAAAAGAUGAUAACCCAAAAAGUGAGGGAAAAGAUAAUGAAGCAAAUGAAAGCAAAUUUAAGGAAAUUAAUUCUAUGAGAAAUAAAACAGGCCCCAAAAAAGAAACGACUCAUUCAGACAAAUUUGAUUCUAAAAGUAGUUAUAAUAAUGAAGGAAAAAUUAAAAAGAAAAAAAAUAAAUCUACCGAAUUUUCUCAAAUAAAUGCAGGAAAAAUAAUUGAUUGUUUUUUAAACUCCGAAUUAAAUAAAGAUAGUGAUAAAUCCUUUCUAAAAAAAAAAUUUCCUGUAAAUUUGUUUUUAGUAGAUAUUGGACGAGGGAUUGAUAUGAAAAAUUUUAAAAAAUAUCUUUUUUAUGGUGAUAAAUAUUGUGAUUGUUAUAAUUUUUUAACAGAUUCAAUAUUUACUUAUCAUAUUGAUUUUAUAGGAAUAGCUCAAGUAGCUAGCUGUUUAUUAUUCUAUAAACAUAUAGGAAAUACAAAAUAUAAGUAUGAAAAUAAAAUAGAAGAUAAAACAACUAUAUCUGUUAACAAUUUUGACAUAACAUAUAUGACACAUAAUUCACAUUUUCUCAAAACUAACAUUAAUAGAAAUAAUGAUUAUGCGACAAAAAUUAGUAAAAGUCGAUAUAAAGAAUUAGAAAAUUUUAUAAAAAUAAAAGAAAAAAUGUAUAAAGAAAAUAACCAAUUAAAUGAUAAAAAUAAAUCAACUAUAUUACUACAUAACAGUUUUAAAUACGAUGCUACUUUGGGAACUAAACUUCGAGAAAAAAAUUAUAUUUCUAAUAGUGCUAUUAAAAGAAAAAGGAGUUCAAAUGAGAAUGAAAAUAUUGCUAAUAAAAAAAUUAAUUGUGAAAAUGAUAAUUGUAAAAAACAAAAUUGCAAAGAUAACAAUUUAAAAAAAAAAGACCAAAAUAAUGUAGAAAAUUUGGAUGAUAUUUAUUUCAUGGAUUAUUUUCGAAUUUUCCCAAUAGAUAAAAAAAUAAAUGAAAAAAUUAGCAGCUAUUUUAAUCAAAUUAAAAAACAGGGAGAUAGCUAUUUUGUAGAAAAAGCUGAAAAAAAAAUAAAAAGUUUUUAUGUAAAAUUAUUAUUAAAUAAAAAAAAAUAUGCACAUUUUUGGGAAAUAUUUUUUCAUGUAUUAUUAAAUUUUUGUAAUGUAUAUGAAUUGGAUAAUAUAAAAUAUAAUUCUAAUGACAUUAAUUCGAUAAAUGAAGAAAUUAACAUAAUUUCCAACAAAAAAAUUAUUAACAAAGAAAAUAAUUAUUAUUUUGAUUUUGAAAAAAAAAACUGGAAUGAAAUCGACUAUAAAAAGGACAAAUCAUUUGAUACUUUUAAUCAUGAUAAAAGUAAAAAAUAUGAAAAUUUGGGUAGCGAUAAUAUUAUGAUUUCUCAGGAUAAUGAAGGUAUCAAAAAUAAACUUAAUAAAAAUACAAAGUUAUUUAACUUAAAUGCAAACAAAAUUAACAAUACAAUUGAUAUAUGCACUAAAGACACCGCCUCAAACAAUGGAAAUAGUGAUGUGAAAUCUUCUUUUUGCAAUAUAAUAAAUAAUACAGAAGGAAAAAAUAAAAUUAAGAAUAAUAGCCAUGAUUUCCAUGAUAAUACAAAGGAUAACAUAUAUAGUGAUAAAGCACCAAACACUUCAAAAAAUAACCCAUUGAAUGAGCGAAAUAAAAAAUUAAGCGAUAAAAAUAACAAGGUUGGACUUAAUCAAAAUGUCAUAAAUAAUGAUGGGAUUAAAAGUAAAAAAAAUGAUGGUAAUAAUAAUAAUAUAACAGAUUUAAAGAAAGAAAAUAAAAAUAACAAUUCUACUACUACAAACAAUAAAUAUUUUUUUAUAAAAAAUUCUAUUUCGAAUCUUAAAGUAAUAAAAAAAACUGCUCAUAAUAAUAAGAAUAAUAUUGAAAAAAAUAAUACAAUAAAUGAGCUUCAAAAUAAAGUAUACAAUUCUAUUGGUAAAGACAUCGCAAAUAAUAAAAGGAAAUUUUAUUUUUUUGAAAAUGAACAAAAUAAAAGGAAAUGUAGAAAAUUAAAUGAUAAGAAACUUUACCAUAACCAACGUAAUAACAUUGAUACUAAAAAAUCGACAAGAUAUAUCAACAAACUUUUGAAAAAAAAAGCUAUAAUUACACUUGUAACCAUAAAAAAAACUAUUGAAAACAUAUUUGAAAACAUAGAAUCUCAAGACAUUUUGCAUAAGGAGCUUGAUUUCAUAUCCACUAUUAUCUAA
Molecule: messenger RNA, 7014 nt
Organism: Plasmodium berghei ANKA
Lineage: Eukaryota; Apicomplexa; Aconoidasida; Haemosporida; Plasmodiidae
Product: conserved Plasmodium protein, unknown function
Exons: 1
Coding region: 1-7014 (2337 amino acids)
Biological process (GO): meiotic sister chromatid cohesion, centromeric; protein phosphorylation; mitotic spindle assembly checkpoint signaling
Molecular function (GO): ATP binding; protein kinase activity
Source: RefSeq, a predicted model, not a curated record